This is a messenger RNA of Amaranthus tricolor (Joseph's coat), 909 nucleotides long. RefSeq lists its product as uncharacterized. The coding region runs from base 133 to 792 and encodes 219 amino acids. Lineage: Eukaryota; Viridiplantae; Streptophyta; Magnoliopsida; Caryophyllales; Amaranthaceae. The transcript is spliced from 4 exons. The record is from RefSeq and is a predicted model, not a curated record.
ACUCUAUAAAUCCACAUAAAAACCAACUUAUUUCACAACCAUUCGAAAACUCCUACAAUCUAAAUAGAGAUCAGAAAGAGUUUUCCUUUUUUUUUUUAAAGAAAAAAAAAAACAAACAUAAGAGAGAUCAAGAUGGCAAGGAGAAAUGGUGCUUGGGUUCCUAUAAUUGCCUUUCUUCUUGGCCUUAUUGCAGUUGUUCUCAGUUUUCUUGCUUAUUCCAAAAGGGUUAAGACCCAUCUUUUUGGGAGAUUAUUUGAGUGCACAUUCGGUCCUCUUGGCCCUCUCUUUAAAAGGGUACGGUCUGAUGAUAUUGGGCAGAAAGAAAAUGGUGCGUGUGAAUAUCCAAGCAGUGCGGCUUGUGUCUUGGGUAUUUUUGCUGCAAUAUUUCUGUUGGCUGAGCAAAUCAUAAUAAGUAGUGGUACCACUUGCUUUUGUUGUUGUGGAUCACGUCUUUCUUCUACUUGUUCUACUAUUGCUUCACUCAUUCUCUUCAUCAUUUCAUGGUUAACAUUUGUGAUAGCAUUCUUGGGAUUAAUAUACACAGCCAUUCUUAACAACAAGAGCUACCUAACAAAAACUUUUUCCGGAGAGAAUGGCGACAUUUGCGAAAUAGGGAAAGAGAACUUGUUCCUUGGUGCUGCGUUUUGGUGUAUAAUUACCAUUUUUUUAGGCCUCAUUUCUUAUGCUUUAUGGGUUUGUGGAAGUGCAAAUGGAAAGAGUUAUCAAAGAACGGUUAAUUCAGCUAAUCAUGGGGAUGGUAUUGUUAUGGGACAACCGCAUACAAUGCAAUAAAAGUAAGGACAUUGAUCAUAUCGAUUGAAAUUUAUUUAUGUAGACGAGAAACUGAUUCAAAAAUUGAUUUUUAUAUUUGUAUUUUGUGUUCGGAAAUUAAAAUUAUUGUAUGAAACA